AUGGUGGUGGUGGUGGUGGUGGUGGUGGUGGUGGUGGUGGUGGUGGUGGUGGUGGUGAUGGCGGUGGUGAUAAAGAUCGGUAUAGGAAGUACCUGCAACUUAGACAGCAGUACAGGUUGCUGUUGUUGCAGAGACAACAUCGGGACUGCCAACAUACUUGCCAGUGCCAUCCGCAACAAGGCCAACCAAAUCGAUUGCAACAGCAACCCACAGUCGUUCAUAAAUAUUAAUGAGGAUUUGAAAUUCAAACUCGAGCCGUCCUACUGGCUGCCAGAAAAAAUAGGCGGAGCUUAUUGCUGUGAAAUGGAAUUUGAUAGAGUUAAAUCAGAGAAACAUGAUGUCGGCGAUUUUGUAUGUUAUGAUAAUGAUAAUAACUGUAAAGAUCUAAGCAACAACAACAACAAUGACAACAACAAUAACAACAACAACAACAAUAAUGACGUAAUCAUAUACAUUUCAAUCAAUAAUAGUUGCAUUGGCAACAACAACAUCAUCGUUUAUAAUACUACAGCUGGCGCCAGUAACCACAACAACAACAACAGCAACAACGACUACUACUACAACUGCAACAUCAACAACGGUACUGGCGUCAACAUCAUUAACAACCAACACAUCAACAAUUUUAACGUAAACAACUACAGCUUUAAUAAUAAUUGCAACAGUAACAACAAUACUAAUACUGGCAACAAUAAUGAAAACAAUGAUGACGUCAACACAUUCACUAACUCUGACAUCACAGCCAACAACAUCAGCAGCAGCAACAACACAAACAACAACAAUACUGAUAAUUUUAGCAUUGAUGACAUCAACAAUUUUUUUUCCAGCAACAACAACAUCAACAGUUUCGUUGCCAACAGCAACAACAUCAACAAUUUUGUCGCCAACAACAACAUCAACAUUUUCGUUGCCAACAACAACAACGGUACAAACUCACAAUCAUCAUUAGCGCUAUUCGAACCUAAUUAUUAUUCACAAAAUUUUAAACCACGACCCCAGCCACCGUUCAGCGACCAAUCUGAGCUCAGCUACAAGCUCAUUAAUAAACAUUUAGUUACGGCUGAUACUAUAAUCAGUAACAUGGCUGGUCUCUUCAAAUACGUUCAACCUUUCUUCAGCAGGGUAAUAUUAAUUAAUUAA
Messenger RNA from Helobdella robusta, 1137 nucleotides. RefSeq lists its product as hypothetical. The transcript has 4 exons. The record is from RefSeq and is a predicted model, not a curated record. The coding region runs from base 1 to 1137 and encodes 378 amino acids. NCBI's taxonomy places the organism in Eukaryota, Metazoa, Annelida, Clitellata, Rhynchobdellida, Glossiphoniidae.